Rotaria sp. Silwood2 is the source of this 1341-nucleotide messenger RNA. Lineage: Eukaryota; Metazoa; Rotifera; Eurotatoria; Philodinida; Philodinidae. The record is from the annotation of a GenBank genome assembly.
AUGUCAAAUGCUAAUUAUACUAAAAUUCUUUUAUUUAAAAAAAUGAAUUCAACAAAUCAUUAUAUUAAUACAAGUUUAUUCGAUAAUGAUUCCUUAUUUAGUAAUUAUGAAAAUCUACUACUUGUUGAACGUUUAACAAUUUAUAUAACAUUUAUUGUAUCUAUUAUUGGUAUUAUUGGUAAUAUAGGUACAAUAAUUGUAUUAAAUCAAAAUUCAAUGCGUCAAUGGCGUUCAUCUAUGUUAUUAACCGCAUUAGCGGUUACAGAUUUUGUCUAUUUAUCAAUUAUAUUUUUAUCAAUUAUUGAUAUAUUAACACAUCAAACUAUUGGCCUUCAUCGUUCAUUAAUACUUUGUCAAAUAACUGUUUAUAUAACACAUGUUUGUUCAUUUUUAUCCGCAGCUUUUACAUUAUCAUUUACAGUACAACGUUUUGUUGCUGUUCUUUUUCCAUUACAUGCUUAUACAAUAAUAUCACAUCGUUCAUCAAUUAUAAAUAUAUUAUUACUUAUAUUUAUUAGUUGUACUUUUUAUUUAUUUAGUUUUUUUGUAACAAAUAUAUCCCAUGGGCAAUGUCGAGAAGAUGAAAAUUAUCCAGCUUUAUUCCCAUUAUUAAUUGUUGAUAUAUGUUUAACAUUUGUUAUACCAUUUAUAUUUAUUUUUCUUUUUAAUUGUGCUAUUGUUUAUAAAUUACAUUCAAGAAAAAAAUUUACAAAUACUUUCGAAACAACGCCUAAAGGAAGUUGUCGACGACAAGCAACAGAUGGUCUUAAUGAAAGGCAACGAUUGUAUACAUCGAAUAGUCAUACAACUAAUAAUGAUUAUAUUCAAUUUAAAAUAAAAGGAAGAAAAAUAAUUAAUUCUAAAAUUACCACACCAUGUAUUGAAUCAAAUAGAUCAGAUCAUGAAUAUUUAACACGUCAUAAUAAUUGUCAUGUAUUAACAGCAAGAUUUUCCUAUGAAUCAGUUUCACCAAUAACUAAUGGAAUAAAACAACAACAACAAACAGUAUCUCAACGAACAACAAAAAUGCUUGUUAUAUGUUCAACAACAUUUUUAAUAUUUAAUUCACCUUAUUGUGCAGUUUUAUGUUAUUCAAUUAUAUCAAAAAAUGUAUUAACACGUACAUUAGAUAUAUUAAGACAUUUUUAUUUUAUGUCAUUUUGUUUAAAUUUUUUUCUUUAUUCAUUAUGUGGAAAUCGUUUUCGUCAUGAACUUAUUUUAUUAUUAAGAAGAUUUUAUCGAAAAUGUUUUACGAAUAUAUUUCGUCAAGAGUGUUUACAUUUUUAUAAAAUACCAAGAGAAACAAGUAUUUCACGUACAACUGCUCGAACUAUUGUUUAA